Molecule: messenger RNA, 2634 nt
Organism: Ustilaginoidea virens
Lineage: Eukaryota; Fungi; Ascomycota; Sordariomycetes; Hypocreales; Clavicipitaceae
Exons: 3
Coding region: 1-2634 (877 amino acids)
Biological process (GO): mismatch repair
Cellular component (GO): mismatch repair complex
Molecular function (GO): ATP binding; ATP-dependent DNA damage sensor activity; ATP hydrolysis activity
Source: RefSeq, a predicted model, not a curated record
AUGUCCAUCAGGCCGCUCCCACAAGGCGCCGUCGACAAAAUCCAGUCAUCGGCUGCGAUUACCUCCUUGAACGACGUGGUGUGCGGCCUCGUGAAGAACUCUCUUGAUGCAAGCUCCUCGAAACUGAACAUACAUCUCAACUUUGUCCUGGGAAAUUGCACCGUUGACGAUGACGGGACUGGAAUCGACGCAAGUGAAUUCGAGGAGACUGGCGGAUUGGCAAAACUGCACCAUUCGUCCAAGAUGCCGCCAAAUGCGACGACUCAUGGUAGGCAUGGCAAUUUUAUCGCUUCUGUUGCCGCCUUUUCACUUCUUACCGUGGUUUCCCGUCGCUACAGGCACGAGACUCAAGCGGCCGUGUCCCUCCACAACGGUAUAGUUCUGUCGCGACGUGUCCCGCCGCCGCCAGAUGAACGAUUCGAAACUUUUGCCGCCGGAACGCGUGUGUCUGUUCGUGAUCUUUUUGGGUCGAUGCCCGUGAGGGCAAAACAACGUGCUAAUUUGUUUUCCGAGCGUGCACGGAUCGAUAAAGAGUGGGAUGCUCUCAUCAAAGAGGUUGCCAGCCUGUUGCUCGCAUGGCCAUCCGAGGUAUCGAUUUUGCUGAGGGAAUCCAACACGCAGAGAGAAGUUCGGCUGAGGUCUGGAAGCACCGAUAUCGUGUCCCGGACCUCGAGAUUGUUCACUCAGACAGGCUUGGCAGGGAUUGAAGAUGCACCCUCGUGGGUACCUGUGUCAGCAUCUAGCCGCCACGUGAGGAUUAAAGGCGCCAUUUCUCAAACUCCUGUCGCAACCCGUCGCUGUCAAAUCAUGAGCCUCGGAAUCCGGCCCAUCCCGAAUAACUUUGGUACAAACGUGCUUUACGAUGUAGCAAACAAAAUCUUCAAGGCUUCGAGUUUCGGAUUAGUCCAAGAUGAAGACCUGUCGCCGGGGCCGGGGCGACAACACGGAAAAGCAAAAAAGGGCAUCGAGCGAUGGCCAAUGUUUUACUUUGAGAUUCAUCUUCUCGGCAGAGAUGGUUGCUCAGCCCUGGAGAUAACCUUGGGAGACUCUCAACACACCUUGCAGGCCAUUAUUGACCUGCUCAGGGUGACUUGCCACGGAUUUCUGAAAAAGCAUUGUCUGCAGCCUAAACGUAUCCGUCACAUGGCUGCAGAUUCAAACCAACCAAGCACACGCUUUGGCUGGAGACGUGGGUACAACGCAGCAAAAAGCCUGGCCACUGCUGUUACCCGCCCGUCUUCUGACGCAGCUCCGAAUCCCGAGCUGACCCUUCCAUAUAGCCCAUUUGACGGGUGGAAUCACAUCAAAGUCGGAACAGCAGUUGGUGUGAAAGAAGGAGCCCAAGUGGUGGUACGUCAAGAUGACACAAAGCCCGCCAUUUCAGCCGCAACAGGUUCCUGCCGUCGCCUUGCGGGGGAAAGCGGAGCCAUGUUGCGCAGGCCGUUCGAUAAGGUCGAUGAAGCGAAGGAACUUGUCGAUACUCAACCGUCAGCACAACCUGAGAUUGGCAACGUAUUGUCUGGAGCGCCCGUCACCAUUGGCACGGGCCAAGCAGAGAGCGCUGGUCAGCCCAAGCCAGCGAUGGGCGAGGCCACCGGGCGACGCUCACAAGCCUUGGAAGGGUUCCCAGAGCCGUCAGCGCAAGAAUGGCUCCAAGAUGUUCUCCGUUGUUGGAAAAAUCCCGUGUUCGAGUUGACUGAAAUUCCGAUACCAACACUACAUCAAGGCGGUCCCGAUGUGCAGCGGGUAGUCGAAAUGAGACGCGAGGGCCCCACGAGCAAGUAUUACUCGAAGCAAAAUGACGUGCAAUUUGAAGCCGUCGCCAUGGGACUGAAUGGCCGACUGUCGCGAAAGACAUUGUCUGAUGCAGAGGUGCUCGGCCAGGUUGAUCGGAAAUUCAUUCUUCUCCAGUUGCCGUUGCACUCGCCCUCGGGCAAUCCAAAGGCGGACCCGUCGUCGGCUUUGGUCAUGCUCGAUCAACACGCAGCAGAUGAGAGAUGUCGCUUGGAGAGGCUGAUGUCGGACUACUUUCCACCCCAGAGUGGUCCUCUACGCGCCUUUGUAGAGAUCUUGGACCAGCCAAUCACGUUGGAAGUAUCCGCCAGGGAAAGGGAAUUGCUUGAUCGUUUCCACACCCAUUUCGACGCCUGGGGGAUUGCUUACACAGCCAAGCCAGCGGAAGAGGCCAAGCCAUGCACGGUCAAAGUCACAGCACUUCCACCCUCCAUACUGAGGAGAUGCCGGAGCGACCCAGGGCUGGUCAUGAACGUCUUGCGAAAGGAGAUUUGGAAGCUGGAGGAGAGGGGCAUGCCGCCACCCCUGCCGGUGCACAAAGCCGGCAACUCAAUGGUUUCGAGCUUUCACAACUGCCCGCACGGGAUAUUGGAACUGCUACAUUCUCGGGCAUGCCGAAGUGCCAUCAUGUUUUAUGACGAGCUCACAAUGAGCGAAUGCGAGGGGCUCUUGCGGCGCCUAUCCGAGUGUGCGUACCCGUUUCAGUGUGCGCACGGUCGACCAAGCAUGGUGCCUCUGGUCGAUAUAGGGUCAGGCAGUGGUCGACUUGGGCGAUGGAGCGAAGCAAGGUCCGAGAUUGGACGAGGACGGUGGAGGAAAUGGCUUCAUGGCGGUGGCUGA